Dissoconium aciculare CBS 342.82 is the source of this 3046-nucleotide messenger RNA. RefSeq lists its product as uncharacterized. NCBI's taxonomy places the organism in Eukaryota, Fungi, Ascomycota, Dothideomycetes, Mycosphaerellales, Dissoconiaceae. The transcript has a single exon. The record is from RefSeq and is a predicted model, not a curated record. Bases 359 to 2872 code for a protein of 837 amino acids. Gene Ontology annotation, cellular component: Golgi apparatus; endoplasmic reticulum.
AGCAUAUUGAGGUCAUUUCCAACCAUAAUCCUUACAUUCCUCAGGCAAAAGUCACACAUGCAUGCAAGGUGGUGUCUCGUGUGCAGUAACUGACAUUCGAAGCAUACGAACAAUAUUGCCAUGGAAAGCCUCCGCAUUCCAUAGAGAGUAUCAUCGCCAGGGUAUGGCCCAUCGCCGACUCCCUUACACUACCUAAAGCCUUCCGGUACCAUUUCAAAUCUCGCCAGCGACCACGCCUUGGCCUGUCCACCUAUGAAUGCAUCUGCUGGACGUUGACCAGGCUUCAGCCAUUGACUCACAGAGGGUGAAGUUUAUCGCGGCGCAACGGUCUCGCCUAUAACGCAAAUCUUAACUCGUCAUGAGUGCACAAAAGAAGGGCGGCUGGGGUUCGGUCUUCUCCGGAGCCGUCGCUAACCUUGAAUCGCGGCUCGACAACAUCCUCGCACCUGAAGCUGAGGUUGCGACCCGAGAAGCUGCGAGAACUAGGGUCAACGAUCGACUGGCGGAACGUCUGGCGAGAGCGACGCAACAGAGAACACCUUCACGAACAUCCACUCCCGUUAACGACGCCACUGGCGCUCGACCUAGCAUUGACGAGACGCGCUCCGCGGACCACUCACGACCCACCACUUCGAAUGGCACAGCACAGCCUGUCGCGAAGACAGCCGACCAGAACGAAACGCAAUCCUCCCAACCAGCCGCGGAAGACCUCCCCAAGCCGACAACUUCAUCGGAGGUCAAUCCACUACAAAGCUCUCGACUGCCAAUCAAUCCAGCACGUCUUUCGCUCGACAGCACUCGAUUAUCUCUAGACCAGUCGCGCGGAGAUGUUGCGUCGGCAAGGCAGUCACUGGACCUCGCCAAUGGCGCAGGCCACAGUGACCGGGAUGCCGCGGAGCUGCAGGCCCGGAUAGAUCAAAUGGAGGCGGAUUAUGUCCAAGCUGAGCAGCAGCGACAGGAGGAGAUGCACACGUAUUUGGAGCGCAUCGAUGCGCUGCAGGCAAAGUUGACGUAUUUAGCUAAAGAGACGGUUGCAGCGGCAAAAGAAGCCAACGCUUCAAGUGCGGCGUCUGAAGCAGAUAAGCAGGUCGCAGAGAAAGACGAGAGGAUCGCGUUGCUCAUGGAGGAGGGCGAGAAGCUGAGCAAAGUCGAAAUGCGGCAUCUCCAGACGAUAAAAAAGCUGCGAGCGCAAAUCGCAGACAACGACAAAGCAGCGGCUGAACACAAGAGGAAACUCGACAGGGCUGAGCGCGCAGAACUAGACUACAAAUUGAAAUUGCGGAAAUCAGAGCAGGCUGAGCGUCAUGCUAGUGAGAAGGUGAAGAGCAUCGCGACUAUUGAAGCACAAGUGGAGGAAUUGCGCAUCGAUCGCGAAAAUGCGUCAGAGCUUGUUCGCGAAUUGACAAUGCAACUCGCCGAAGCGAAAGAGAAAAUAGCAAAAUUGGAGAAAGAUCUCAGCACAGCACGUGCGGAUCAAGCGACAAUAGCAAAUCUGCAAAACGAGCUGGAAGACGCACAGAUUGAGAAGAAGCUAGCAGAAGAUCGCGCUGCGGCAGAGAUCCGAAAGGCGAAUGAAGCGGCGGCACGUCAAAAAGAACGAUACGUCGCACGCGACGAAGAGCUUCAGCUGGAAAUUGCGGCUCUGGAGUCCCGACUCGAAGCAACACGAUCGCGAGCCGAGGAAGCCAGUGCAAACGCUGGCUCAAUCGGUGUAGACGGAGAAGGCAGUGUCAAACUUAUGCGACAGAUGGAAAGCUUACAGCAGCAAUAUUCGCUGGCAAAGGGCAACUGGGAUACGAUCGAGACAUCUCUGAACGCGCGUGUUGCGGCAUUGGAGAAAGAACGCGACGAAGCCACGCGACGUGAAGGCGAAGUCCGCAAGAAAGCACGCGAUGCCGCUGCUCACUCUCGAAGCCUAGAGGAAGCAGCCGAGGGCGGCGCAGAACAAGUCAAACAGCUCGAGCGAGAAACGCAAGUCAAGCAAGAUCAGAUCUCUGCCCUCGAAGCCAGCCUCGAGCACGCUGAAACCACCCAAGCGGACCUCAAAGCAGAGAUCGACCGUCAGCGGAAACUCUUCGACGCUGAACUCACUCAACGCCUCGAGGACGAAAAGCAGAAAUGGCGCCGCGAAGUCAGCGGCUUCAGCCCGAAUCCCUCUCGCACCGAGUCACCAACGUUCAGCCGCAAGGCCUCGUCCAUCUUCGACUCCUCCAGCGGCCUGCAAAUUCGCCGUGCAGGCGCCCGUCUCGCCUCCCAAGAACUGCCCAGCGGCACCCAGCACGACUCGCGCAUCCACAGUCGGCGCAGCAGCGCGGUACCCAUCCCGGGCCUCGCACGAAUCCCCAGCCUCCCCAGCGACGUAUCGCCAGGCCCCAUCCGACGCGAAUCCGGACCGCCGUCUGACUCCCAGAGUAUUCCGCCCACGCCGUCGAUCGAGAUCGACCAGCAUCCCGGCGAGGACUACGAGGAUGUAUCUUCGCCGCACCAGACACUCGGCGAUUUCUUCAGCACCUCAACGGCGGGGCCGGGGGUUGGGCCGAGCGUGCAAUUGGUGGAGCGCAUGAGUGCGCUGGUGCGCAAAUUGGAGUCCGAGAAGGCGAGUUUCAAGGACGAGUUGAUUCGGCUCGGUACACAGCGCGACGAAGCGAGGAAUCAGGUUGUGGAUCUCAUGCGGGAGGUAGAGACGAAGCGCAAGGAGGAUACAAAGGUAGCAGAUCUCGAAAAGGAUUUCGCAGAGCUGAAGAACCGCUACGAUGCGUCCUUGGAGAUGCUAGGCGAAAGAGAGGAGGAAGUGAAUGAAUUGAAAAUGGAUGUCAAGGAGCUCAAGACCAUAUAUCGGGAACUGGUGGAGACCAAAGUCGGAGGGCGAUGACCGAGGAGUAUGUAUGAUGUGAUGAUGCUGAUUCCUAUCAUGUUUUAUGAAAUCCAAAAGGAGUCAAGGUGGUGGAAUCUCAGGCUUGUUACGUUUAACCUGAAUUAAGACAUUCGAUGAAGCGAAAUUGAGGUUGUUCCUAUUUAUUGUCGCUCGCGCUCAUUACGAUUCCCA